AUGGAAAUGAAUAAAGAAAUUAAAACAUCUCCAAAAUUUAGUUUGAAGAUGUUGCUUGAAGCGGGAACAUCAUCGGCAUUGGCUACGGCGGCCAAUUACUGUCCGAUACCUAGUGUGGGAGCUGUAAAUACUCUGGUUUCUCUAUUGGUGCAAUGUAAUAUUUCAAAUCCUGCGUUGUGGCCUGAGGAUUAUGCUGAGCAGGCUUUGAAAGAGGGUCUGCAGAGUUUUGAUUUUGUGGUGGUGGGAGGUGGUUCAACUGGCUCCGUCGUGGCAAGUCGUUUAAGUGAAAAUCCCAAAUGGAAUGUUUUGCUAUUGGAGGCAGGUGGAGAUCCGCCACAGGAAUCUGAGUUCCCUAUAUUUUCCAAUGACUUGUUAGAUUCCAUGGCAGCCUCCCAUUACCUCGUACAAGCGAAUAAUGUUUCCUGCAAGGCCUUCAAGGGUAAUCAGUGUCGCUGGAGUCGUGGCAAUGGUUUGGGUGGUACCGGCUCCAUUAAUGGCAUGGUUUAUGUUGAGGGUAGCCGCUAUGAUCAUGAUCUUUGGUGUUCCCAAGGCCUUGCCGGUUGGUGUUAUGAUGAGGUGCAGAAGCUGUAUGAAAAAGCCAAGACACCUCAGGGAAAUUCCACACAUCCCAGGGGUUAUGUGGUGCUGAACCAGGCCAAUGCCACCGAUAUGGAAUUUAUUGAUUUGGCAACCUCCGCGUGGGAUGAGGUGAAACAGAAACGGGGUGAGGAUUAUUUGGAAUACAAAUAUCCCCAGGUCACCUUUGCCAAUGGCCAUCGCUGGAGUUCGGCCAAAAGUUAUUUGGGUCGGGUACGACAAAGAUCGAAUCUCAAGGUUAUUAAAAAUGCCAGGGUUACGAAAUUAAAUUUUGAUAGCCGCAAUCAAAAGGUACUCUCGAUGGAGUUUCUGUUAAAAGAAAAGAAGCCAAUGAAGGUCCAAAUCAACAAAGAGGUCAUAAUUUCGGCAGGGGCCUUGGAAUCUCCCAAAUUGUUAAUGAUGUCGGGAAUUGGACCAGCUAAUAAUCUACAAAGGCUUAACAUUCCUCUACGCCAUGAUUUACCCAUUGGCCAGAAUUUACAGGAUCAUGUGGUCAUUAAUUUGUAUCUCAAGAUGCCAAGUGGAUCCACCACUACAUCUGCUUCAGGUUCCCCAGACUUGGAUGGUAUAUAUGAGUAUCUAAUGUAUAGCAAAGGACCUUUGGCCAAUUUUCCAACUGGCCAGUUGACAGCCUAUCUGAAAACCCGUCCCAAUGGCCCCCGCAAUAUGCACACCUAUUUGGUUGGCAUGAAACGCGGAAGCUUUUCGCAAUUGGAACAAUCCGCCAAAAUAUCGGGACUGAAGGAUGAAAUCAAGCAGUACCUAAGGCAGCAAUUGGAUGUGAAAGAUAUUUUCAUUGUCUAUAUCCUGCUGGCUCAACCCAAAUCUCGCGGUAGUGUAACCCUAAAAUCCUCUUCCCCCAAAGAUCCGCUCAUUAUCAAUUCAGGUUAUCUGACAAAUCCCGAGGAUAAGGAGGCUCUAUUGGAUGGUAUUUCAUAUGUCAUGGAUUUAUUGGAUACGGAGAGCUUUAAGGAAAGGCAAAUUGAAUUGCUCGAGAUACCCUUGAAAGAGUGUUCCAAAUAUCCCUCAAAAUCUCCUGAAUAUUGGUAUUGUUUUAUGGAGCAUUUCUCUAGUACAGGUUAUCAUUUUGCGGGUACAGUUAAAAUGGGUCCGGUGGGGGAUAAUGCCACUUGUGUUGAUCCAGAGUUGAGGGUAAAGGGUGUCCACAAUCUACGUGUGGCAGAUGCCUCCAUUAUGCCUCAGGUAACCUCGCACAAUACAAAUGCUCCCACCAUUAUGAUAGGGGAAAAGGCAGCGGAUAUGAUUACCAAGAAGUGGGAAUAA
Messenger RNA from Musca vetustissima, 1881 nucleotides. RefSeq names its product glucose dehydrogenase [FAD, quinone]-like. Gene Ontology annotation, molecular function: ecdysone oxidase activity; flavin adenine dinucleotide binding. The record is from RefSeq and is a predicted model, not a curated record. The coding region runs from base 1 to 1881 and encodes 626 amino acids. The transcript is spliced from 2 exons. Lineage: Eukaryota; Metazoa; Arthropoda; Insecta; Diptera; Muscidae.